Messenger RNA from Anguilla rostrata (American eel), 3587 nucleotides. Its product is annotated as uracil nucleotide/cysteinyl leukotriene receptor-like. Bases 82 to 1104 code for a protein of 340 amino acids. The record is from RefSeq and is a predicted model, not a curated record. Lineage: Eukaryota; Metazoa; Chordata; Actinopteri; Anguilliformes; Anguillidae. Gene Ontology annotation, biological process: G protein-coupled receptor signaling pathway. The transcript is spliced from 2 exons. Gene Ontology annotation, cellular component: membrane. Gene Ontology annotation, molecular function: G protein-coupled receptor activity; oxysterol binding.
CUCUGCUCCAGACGGACAGACAGACAGCUGUUGCAGCACUCUGUGCGAAGAAGGACUGCUGCCUGGUGACUGCUGAACGAAAUGGAAUCCCCUGCGACAGAUGUCAGCACUCUGUUCUUCAACCAAUCGACAGAGAGCUGCGGGAGGGAGACCACGCUGGAGGACACGGUCUUCGGGGGCUACUACAUCGUGGUCUUCCUCCUGGCCUUGACCGGGAACAGCCUGGCCCUGUGGAUCUUCUCCCACCAGCGCGGAACGUCCACUCCCACCAACGUCUUCCUCCUGCACCUGGCCGUAGCCGACCUCUCCUACGUAGUCAUCUUGCCGCUGCGAGCCGCCUACCACCUGACGGGGGGCCACUGGCCGUUUGGCGAGGUGGCGUGCCGGCUGGCCGGGUACCUGUUCUACGUCAACAUGUACGCCAGCCUGUACUUCCUGGCCUGCAUGGCGGCGGACCGCUACCUCGCCGUGGUGCACGCCGUGAGGUCGCUGAAGCUCCGGCGGGCUCGCCACGCCCACGCGCUCAGCUCCGCCCUGUGGGUCCUGGUGACCGUCUCCAUGGCGCCGCUGCUGGUCAGCCGGCAGACGUGGGAGACGGAGGAGGGCGGGGCCACGGCGUGCCGGCAGCUGUACCGGGAGAAGGCGUCGCAGCGGGCGCUGGCCUCUCUGGCGGUGGCCUUCACCCCGCCCUUCCUGGCCACGCUCACCUGCUACCUGCUGAUCAUCCGCGGGCUCCGGCGCGGCUCGCGCCUGGAGCCGGCCCUCAAGCUCAGGGCCCUGCGCACCGUGGGCCUGGUCCUGCUCAUCUACGUGGUCUGCUUCCUGCCCUACCACGCCAGCCGCGCCCUCUUCAUCCUGGGCUACGGCCACCCGGGCAUCUCCUGCCGGGCCAGGCGCGGCCUGGCGCUGGCCAACCGCCUGACCUCCUCCCUCACCUGCCUGAACGGGGCCCUGGACCCCCUGGUCUAUCUGUUCGGGGCCGAGAGGUUCCGGGGGAGCCUGCGCAGCCUCUUCCGCAGGGACAGGGGGCGGGGCUCCGCCGCCACCACCGGGGAGCGGAAGGAAACGCACGAGAGCUCCGCUAGCGUCAAGUCUGAGUGCUGAGCUGUGGGGAGAUGUUAGCGGCGCCCUGGAUGCUGCCCAUCGCUGUAGGUUUCAUUUCAACUUACGGGGAGACGCACUGCUGGACCACCUAGCCUGAAGUAGUCAAACGUCAUGUCUCACAAGUAUUUCAACUUAUGUUGGGACCAAUUCAUCUAAAAAUAAGGGGGUCACACGUCUCCCGCCAAAACUACACAUAUGUCAUCGCCAAUGCCUUUUGCAAACUUGUCACUAUGACUGGCUGUCCAAGAGUCCUAUGUUCAACAUAUGUUGGUUGAAAUGGAUGGAUGGAUUUAUAAUACAAAACCUGAUGUAUACUACGCUGUGCACUGUGGCAGAGUUUAGUUUUUUAAGCUUUACUUUUGAGCAAGAUUUUUUUUAAAGCAUUGAAACGUUGACAUAAUUGCUGGCAAACAGAACAGUUUCAUUGGUAAACUUGGUUAAAAAAAAGAUUAUCACCACUCCUCAGUACUACAGAUGAUAGACCCAUUGCAAGCUUGCUUCAGACUAAUGACAUUUGGUCAUUUCUUUGCUUUUUGAGUACUGUGCUGAGUGAUAAAUAUCUGCACCAAUCAGGAGCCAAAUAUUUUUUUUGUUUCUGUUUAGAUAUUUUAUAUAACAUAGACAUAAUCAUUUUUUGCACUUCCUUGUUUUUCUACUGCACUUAUGAGAAUGGCUGGCCUUCAGGUUUAUUGUUGUAUUGCAGGUAAUUGGGCUUGACUUUCAACUAUUUAAAACCAACUGUGCAACUGUGUGACUUGUACGUAUAUUUUCAGUGUAAUUCUUUUAAGCCUAAAUGUCCCUGCUGAAGCAGUAGGCAUACUGGUUAUAAAAUAUAGAUUUGUGACUGUUUCUGAAAGUAAGAAAGUAAUCUUUGUGGACUGAAAAUGUGUAUUCUUUUGUUCCUGACAGUGUGUAACGUACACUUGCCGGUUUGUGAGCUUGUUUUUGUGCAAGAAUCUUUUUUGUCAUAAUAACUGUGUGAAAAAUGUAAUAUCUUUUUUGUUUCAAAGUUUGUUGGAGGCUGCAUUUGGAGUAGUGUGGAAUUGUGGUCAGGGUUUGUAAGCUCAUUGGCUUAAAAGAAGGCCAGGGUUCUGGAGGUGGGCUUCACCCCUAAAUGGAACCUGUAUGUGUCAUACAUGUGAUGCCCAUUUUACAUUAAUUACAUUCAGGCUCUGUAAUAUUUGGGAUGAAGACUUUUUUCUAUAUUUGGCUCUGUACUCCACAAUUUUAGAUUUACAGUACAGAGCCAAAUCAAGAAAAUAAAUGUCUUUGUUCCAAACAUCAUGGAGCUCACUGUACGCGUGUAGGAUAUUCCCUUAACCAGGGUGAAUUACAUAGCUUACCUGUACAUUUUACAUAUUGUCCAUUUGAACUCAGAUUGGAUCUGCACUGAAGCAGUUCAGAUGAUAGUGUCUUGCCAAAUGGUACCACACCAAUGCCCCACCUGGGAUUUGAACCUGUGGCCUCACAAGCCUAGCUCCCUAGCCUAUACUAGCCAAUAUAGUUUAAUAUACUAUAAUGACAUAUACUGACAUCCCUCUCUGAGUCUCACCACUGUAGUCGGACCAUUCACUAUUCCAUUUACACUUGAUGGUAGGCCACUUAUUGAUUUGUGGGAUCCUUCAUUUUUUGUCUGUCCUGUGAAUUCUAACACACCAAGAGAUAACUUGGUCAUGGGAAAUCUCGGGUAGACUUACAUUUAAUCACACUGUGGCAUGGAUCCCCCUCACUCACUUGAGAAACAUAGGAAAUGGCACUAUGCUCCCUGCUACCUCUUGCACUGAACUGAAAAUGCUUUUGAUUUAUAUUAUCUUUUUUCUGUUUUAUUUUCUUGUUCACUCCUUUUCCUGUCUUCAUAUGGAUUUCUGACUCCACACCAGCUUUACUCAUGAUUUGUUUGACCAUGGACAGACCUUUGUGGAACGCUACAAAAUAGCCUCCUUAGAUACGAUUCUAUUGACAGAAACGUACUGUUCUCUGUAAUUAUUUUUUUCACUGAAUUGCUUUAUCUGUAGAACAUAAUUUUGCAAGACAAAAUUCAUAAUUGACCAUUUGAAAGGUUUUUGAAAGAUCUUAAAAUAUAGAAAAAAUAUAUUCACUUUUAAUAUCCAGUGACCAGGGCCAACACAUGUACCCUUGGGCCAAAGUAUCUUCGGUUCAGUCAGACGGAAGAUGUUUAGCAAAAGAGGCAGACAUUUGCUAUGAGGACAAAAUUAAGAAAAACAAAGGAGUUAAAAAAGGAGGAAAGAAGGGACAUACGCUACCCACAUAAUAAUCACGAUCAUAAUAUUGUAGUAGUUGUUAGUUAGCCACCACAAGCUAGCUAUAUGUUGGCUCCACCACUGUUGUUUCCCAUAAUGCUUUGUGUUAGUGCUGUAACCAUGGGUGAGAUGUGAUGUUCUGACGGUGGCCUUUGGCCGUUCUGGCCAACGUGAGUAGCACCAAUGGUGAAACUGUGUGCUUACUAUGGCAAAUAAAAGUAG